AAAGUGAUCGCAUGUCUAUUUGGGAGUCGGGAGUUGGCACGCCUCUUCAGUGACUUGAUCCAGAUACUUCAGGAAUAGAAACGCAGCUUUCUGUCUCAAAGAAAGCAAUCCGUUACCAUGUACGUUCUACUUCAACAUAUUCUUGUUAAAGAAACCAGCCGCUCGCCCCUGCUUUUCCCUAUUCCAACCUCCAGCUCGAGCGUCAUUGGAAAUUCGCCUUGAAUCCUCUUUCAUGUAUCUUAUGGACUCUCGAUGUAUCCCAGAUCUCUGCACGAAUUCAGAAGAGCAGUUUAUUCUCGGAGCUCUGUGUCAUACUAAGGAUAUACAGUACUUUCACCUUGGAGAUACACUUGCGCCAAUGACCCUCUCAGGCGUUAGCUCGCAACGUUCCGUCUCACGCCAACUUUGUCACUUUCUUCCCCGCUGACCCCAGGACUCUGCGAGAAAACUCGACACUAUCUCACCUGUCUUGGCUCUUUGGUAUUGACGAAGCUCACACUAUGUUAAUUUGCACGAUCGAAUAUCUUUAUUUGGAACACAUGGAGUCUCUCAGAACAAAUCUGCUAACUUCGCUUGAUCAGGUUCAAGUGCAAUUUCGAGACUGGAUGAAACAUAGUUCGGUUCGAAAAUUACUACCAGCUACUUUCCUCCAUAUGACCUAGGUUAAUAAAGCGACCGCGUGUCAUCGCCGCUGGCGCAAGGCUUCAACAUUGCCAGCGUUUCUCAUUACCAUGCUUUCCAUAAGUGGCCCACAUGUCAGAACCAUCCGUCGUUCUCCCAUGCAUAUGGCCCUCCAAGUUCCCCUGCUCCAUCGUACAGGUUCAAAGGCUUGAGGAUGGCCAAAAAUCCUUACACGAACGCGCCGCCAGUUCCUUCCUCCCCGAAUGGCUCGGUAAAGGAGCCGUUCUUUGGCUUCAUCCCUCGCAAAGUCGCAGCAAAGGAUGCUCGGAGAGUCAUGGGUGGAGACAUCAAUCCUUUUACAAAGCAGCCUUUCACCCCUCAGUACAAGAAGAUCCUGGAAGUGCGCAAGAAGUUGCCAGUGUACACACAGAUGGACGAGUUCUACAGGAUGUUCAACGAACAUCAGAUUAUCGUGAUGGUUGGAGAAACAGGUUCAGGGAAGACGACACAAAUACCUCAGUUCGUCUGCUACUCUGAUCUACCGCAUACGAGGGGGAAGUUGGUAGCGUGUACACAGCCUCGUCGAGUGGCAGCCAUGUCCGCAGCAAAACGUGUUGCUGAUGAAAUGGAUGUACCCCUCGGGAGGCAGGUUGGUUACUCUAUCCGUUUCGAGGAUAUGACCGAAACGGGGACCACUUUCCUCAAAUACAUGACCGAUGGUAUGCUUCUGCGAGAAGCCAUGAAUGACCCCGAUCUUUCUCGUUACUCCACCAUCAUUCUUGAUGAAGUGCACGAGCGCACCCUAGCCACUGAUAUUCUCAUGGGUCUCCUCAAAGUUCUUGCCAGACGCCGGCCUGACCUCAGAAUAAUCAUCACGUCCGCAACACUGGAUGCCCUGAAGUUCCAGAGGUAUUUUGGAUUGAAGAAGGACAAGCCGGCGCCUUUGUUUCAAGUUCGUGACAGAGCACAUCCUAUAGAGGUAUUCUAUACUCAGGAGCCAGAGCCCGAUUACGUCGAGGCGGCGAUUCGGACCGUGCUCAUGAUUCACCGUGCGGAGGAACCUGGUGACAUACUGCUGUUCUUAACUGGUGAGGAGGAGAUCGAAGAUGCCUGCAGGAAGAUCAAGCUCGAGGCCAAUGAUCUUCUCAACCAGGACCCGGAUUCUGUUGGUCCCCUCGUUUGCAUCCCCCUCUAUUCGUCGCUCCCUCCACAACAACAACAACGGAUCUUCGACCCUGCGCCAGCUCCUCGUACGCCUGAGGGAGCACCCGGCCGCAAAGUCGUAGUCUCUACCAACAUUGCCGAAACUUCACUCACGAUCGACGGAAUUGUUUAUGUCGUCGAUCCUGGAUUCUCAAAACAAAAGGUGUACAACCCAAGGAUACGUGUUGAGUCCUUGCUUGUGUCACCAAUUUCGAAGGCAUCCGCACAACAGCGUGCAGGACGUGCUGGUCGUACACGUCCUGGGAAGUGCUUCAGGUUGUAUACGGAGAAGGACUUCAUGACUGAGUUGGAGGAGCAGACACAUCCCGAGAUUCUGAGGAGUAACUUGGCGAAUACCGUGCUGGUGUUGGUUAAGCUGGGUAUCAAGGAUUUGGUACGGUUUGGUUACGUUGAUACACCCGCACCGGAGACUUUGAUGCGAGCGUUGGAGCUAUUAAAUUACCUCGCCGCGUUAGAUGAUGAUGGAAAUCUGACUCCUCUUGGUGCAAUUAUGGCAGAGUUCCCAUUGGACCCACAGAUGGCGAAGAUGCUAAUUGUCAGCCCGGAGUUUAAAUGCAGCAACGAAAUUCUUACGAUUGUGGCCAUGUUAUCUGUUCCGAAUGUCUGGUUGCGUCCUGUGAACAAGAGGAAGGAAGCGGACGCUGCGAAACAAAUGCUUACCGUGUCCGAUGGUGAUCACUUAACAUUGCUCAACGUCUAUAAUCACUAUGCACAAAAUAUGCAUGACAGGAAUUGGGCAUGGAACAACUUCCUAUCACAACGAGCACUUGCUGAAGCAGAAAAUGUCCGCUCUCAGCUUCAACGCAUCAUGGAGCGUUUCGACAUCGAUCUCAUUUCAACGCAGGACGAGAGGACGCUCUACACAUACAUUCGCCAAGCGCUUGUCUGUGGCUACUUCAUGCAAGUUGCGCAUAAGGAGGGCGAGAAGAAUGCGUACCUGACAGUGAAGGACAACCAGGUCGUCGCAUUGCAUCCUUCAUGCGGAUUGGACUCGAGACCUGACUGGGUGAUCUUCAAGGACUUUGUACUAACGACAAGACCGUACAUCCGUACAGUGACUGCUGUCAAAGCUGAAUGGCUUCUCGAAUACGCGGCGAACUACUUCGACCUUAGUACACUCCCGAAUGGCGAGACGAAACGCGCAUUGCAAGCGGUCGCCAAGAAACGUGCUGGUGGCUCAAGGUCGCAGUCAAAUGAGGUCGAUGAGAGGAAGUCACUGUGGGACGAUGCGAGCCUUGCAAGCUCAAGUUCGAUCUCGAUGGGCCAAGGAAAUGUUGAAGAUACUCUUGAGUCCGUAAUGCAGGGUUUCGGACGCAUGGGCAUCGACAACAGGGUUCCGGAGCUCCGUGACACGUCUGCAGCUUUCUGACAGUACUUACAAACGUUGGCCGGCGGGAAGUUGGCACCAAGACGCUUCCCCGACCAAUUCGAUGGUUUGGUUUCCUUCAUGAACUAUAUAACUGACUAUCCGCUUCCCAGGCUCGUUUCGGACUCGCAGUUUGAACCACAAAAUCUAUGUAAUUUUACGGCUUUUCAAAGAUUGAUAUGUUCUACUUGUGCUCCGGACGAUCGUUCUCUGUCAGGAUUCCAGUUUCGACAUGAUGAUUGGGACAUGUACAUGCAGUUUUACAGAUUUGCGGAGCAUACAUGGAAACCCGUUGAGAUUGCCAGUGAGUUGAAACAGACAAUCUCCUCGGCAUGAAAGCAUGGGAUAGAAAAUGGGACAUCACAGCGUGUAGAGAGAUAUGCGUAGCUAGGAUGACUGAGUUGCGGCAAAAGGAUCCUCAGGCAUAACUGAAUAUUCAUGUUCCUUGAUUGGAGAAAACCAUUGCAAAGAAGGGGAGAUGUCAUCAUCUUUAC
Molecule: messenger RNA, 3705 nt
Organism: Somion occarium
Lineage: Eukaryota; Fungi; Basidiomycota; Agaricomycetes; Polyporales; Cerrenaceae
Source: the annotation of a GenBank genome assembly